Harmonia axyridis is the source of this 1498-nucleotide messenger RNA. RefSeq names its product troponin T (gene TpnT). Gene Ontology annotation, cellular component: troponin complex. Lineage: Eukaryota; Metazoa; Arthropoda; Insecta; Coleoptera; Coccinellidae. Gene Ontology annotation, molecular function: tropomyosin binding. The transcript is spliced from 11 exons. The record is from RefSeq and is a predicted model, not a curated record. Gene Ontology annotation, biological process: muscle contraction; regulation of muscle contraction; sarcomere organization. The coding region runs from base 133 to 1293 and encodes 386 amino acids.
AGAUCAGGGAAGGGGAAAGGGCAGAUCCGUAGCAAAACAUGUGAACCACACCAGUCACUGCGGGCUCCCAGAGUUGUGUGGUGCUCCUGGAUUUCUCUUUUUCGUCAGUUUUUUUAAAAAUAACCUUUCAAUAUGUCCGACGAAGAAGAAGUUUACUCUGAAGAAGAGGAGGAGGAAGAAGAGGAAGUCGUUGAAACGACCACAACUACAACCACCAAAGUCGAGGCAGAGAAAGAAGGUGAUCCAGAAUUCAUCAAGCGCCAGGACCAGAAGAGAUCAGACUUAGACGAGCAGCUCCGUGAGUAUAUCUCAGAAUGGAGGAAACAGCGUGCAAAGGAAGAGGACGACCUCAAAAAACUCAAGGAGAAACAAGCCAAACGCAAGAUCAGCCGGGCUGAAGAAGAAAGAAAAAUGGCCGAACGCAAAAGGCAAGAAGAAGAACGUCGUGUUAGGGAAAUCGAGGAGAAGAAACAAAGGGAUAUUGAGGAGAAGAGGAGGCGUUUGGAGGAUGCUGAGAAGAAGCGCCAGGCAAUGAUGCAAUCCCUCAAGGAUCAGAACAAAAACAAGGGACCUAACUUCACCAUCACCAAAAGGGAUGCCACAUCAAACCUUUCUGCUGCCCAAAUCGAAAGGAACAAAACCAAAGAACAGUUGGAAGAAGAAAAGAAAAUCUCUCUUUCCAUCCGUAUCAAACCUUUGAUAAUGGACAACCUCAGCGUUGAAAAACUACGUGACAAAGCUCAAGAGUUGUGGGAAUGCAUUGUCAAACUUGAAACUGAGAAGUACGACUUGGAAGAAAGACAGAAACGCCAAGACUACGAUCUUAAAGAACUCAAAGAAAGACAGAAGCAACAACUCAGACACAAAGCCUUGAAGAAAGGUUUGGACCCUGAAGCCCUCACUGGAAAAUACCCACCCAAAAUUCAAGUAGCCUCCAAAUAUGAGCGACGUGUGGACACCAGAUCAUACGACGACAAGAAGAAGCUAUUUGAAGGGGGAUUUGAUCAUUUGUAUAUGGAUCAUGUGGAAAAAAUUUGGCAAACCAAAAUUCAAGAAUUUAUGACCAGGCACAAGUCCCGACUACCCAAAUGGUUCGGUGAAAGGCCUGGCAAGAAAGCAGGAGACCCCGAAACUCCAGAAGGUGAAGAAGAGGGCAAACAAGCUGCAGAUGAUGAUGAAGACCUCAAGGAGCCUAUUAUAGAGCCCGAGCCAGAAGAAGAGGAAGAGGAAGAAGAAGAGGAGGUCGAGGUAGAUGAAGAAGAAGAAGAGGAAGAGGAGGAAGAAGAAGAAUAAAUGGCCAAAAAUGAAAUGAUUCUUCUCUCCUGAUCAAAGUGAAUAUUUAUCAUCUAUAUGAGAACGCGAGCAGCUUCAGGAUUAUGUUUAUAACAUGAGUUUUAUUUCCAAUAUUAUAAGCAACAUCUGUUUUAAUUUAUUUAUAAUUACUAUGAAGAUACUGUAUUUGUAAUCAUAUAUUAUCAUUACAAAAUGUUGUUCAGUU